CUGAGGGGAUGCAGCGGUGCCGGGGGCGAGCCGCAGUUCGGCCUGGGGGCCGGCUGCUUGGUAGAGCCCGUACGCCCCUUCCCAGGAGUCGUAUCCUCAGGCAUUAGCACCUUCUCGCUGCGGGGCAGGUGGGAGCACAGGCCUUCAAACAACAUUUUCUUUUGUAGAAAUCCAGUGUGAAAUUGCUGCAAAAGCAGAGAUGAUUAUACAAAGAGUAGUGCUGAAUUCACGGCCUGGUAAGAAUGGAGUGCCAGUGGCUGAAAACUUCCGACUGGAGCAAAGUACAAUAGCAGACACAGUCCAAGCGGGACAAGUGCGUGUUAAAACUCUCUAUCUCUCAGUGGACCCCUACAUGCGCUGCCGAAUGAACGAGGACACGGGCUCAGAUUACCUGCGGCCCUGGCAGCUGUCUGAGGUUGCUGACGGUGGGGGCAUCGGGGUGGUGGAGGAGAGCCAGCACCAUAACCUUGCUAAAGGAGACUUUGUAACCUCCUUCACUUGGCCCUGGCAGACAGCAGCAAUUCUUGAUGGAGACUCGCUGCAAAAGCUGGAGCCACAGCUUGUGAAUGGACACCUUUCCUACUUCCUGGGUGCUGCUGGCAUCACGGGGCUGACGGCCCUGUUGGGAAUCAGGGAGAAGGGACACGUGGCCGCGGGCGCAAAUCAGACCAUGGUGGUGAGCGGGGCGGCCGGUGCCUGCGGCUCUUUGGCCGGCCAGAUUGGCCGUCUGGAGGGCUGCUCUAGAGUCGUGGGGAUUGCUGGCACAGAUGAGAAGUGCUCCAUUUUGGUCCAAGAAAUGGGGUUUGAUGCUGCUAUCAAUUACAAGAAGGGGGAUGUGGCAGAACAGCUACGUGAACUCUGCCCAGGUGGUGUGGAUGUUUACUUUGACAAUGUUGGUGGUGACAUCAGUGAUACAGUUAUAAGUCAGAUGAAUCAGAACAGUCAUAUCAUCCUGUGUGGACAGAUUUCUCAGUAUAACAAAGACGUGCCUUAUCCCCCUCCACUGCCUCCUGACACAGAAAAAAUACAGAAAGAAAGGAACAUCACAAGGGAAAGAUUCUUGGUGUUGAACUACAUGGACAAACAAGAAGCUAGUGUAUUACAACUCUGCCAGUGGAUCCAAGAGGGUAAACUGAAGGUCAGAGAGACUGUGGUAGAAGGCUUAGCAAGCAUGGGUGCUGCUUUCCAGUCCAUGAUGAACGGAGGCAAUAUUGGAAAACAGAUCGUCUCAAUUUCAAAGUAAAAGUCAUUGGUUGGAGAAAAAUAAUUGCAUUCGGUCUCUAACAGUGGGCAAGUUUUUACUUACUAACUUCCAUUUCUUAAAUAAACCAUUAAGUUGUUCUCUAUGUACUGAAAGCAGAGAUUUUGGGAUGCUAAUAAAUUAAAUUGAACUGGAAACAGCAAUGCAAUAAUUGAUACUCAAAUUGAGUAAUAAGUUCUUGACAUGAUUUUGACAGUUGCCACCUACAGUUGCAAAUAUUUAAUGGGUGUGGUUUAAAAGAACAUUCUGUGUUGUCCCAAGCAUAGGCUUAUCAUCUGGUUGGUGUGUGACAGCACUUGACACACCAAGGUGAGGAAUUCCUAUUUCUUUAUUGUAUUCUGUACAAACUAGAAAAUUGGGGAGCAACUCACAAAAGUCUGGCUUAUCACCUGUGGAGAGCUUUGUGGACAGUUGGUUAGGUGAGAAAGGUCACGUUGACAUAAUGCCACUGGUUAAGCUUGAAGGGGACAAGUAUAGAAGCCAGUAGUCAGUGUCCAAUAACAGGCAAGGACAUUGUGCCCUUGGUGCAACAGCAGGAUAGGGGAGAACAUCUUUGGCAGAAAUAUGAAGAAAAGUUUCAAUAAAAUAUCCACAAGAAUGCAGAAGUAGGCAUAGUUGGCUGAUAAGUACCUAACCAAUAACGAGCUCGCCUUUGCAAUAUGUAUGAGCCUCAUUAAUUAACAGUGACACAAAGAUGUGUACCUAUCAAUAAAGUUUGAGAUUUGCUGAUCA
Messenger RNA from Melospiza melodia melodia, 1993 nucleotides. RefSeq names its product prostaglandin reductase 2 (gene PTGR2). NCBI's taxonomy places the organism in Eukaryota, Metazoa, Chordata, Aves, Passeriformes, Passerellidae. The record is from RefSeq and is a predicted model, not a curated record. Gene Ontology annotation, biological process: prostaglandin metabolic process. Bases 200 to 1243 code for a protein of 347 amino acids. The transcript has 10 exons. Gene Ontology annotation, molecular function: 15-oxoprostaglandin 13-reductase [NAD(P)+] activity.